Sclerotinia trifoliorum is the source of this 4376-nucleotide messenger RNA. Lineage: Eukaryota; Fungi; Ascomycota; Leotiomycetes; Helotiales; Sclerotiniaceae. The record is from the annotation of a GenBank genome assembly.
CUUUUUGACUGCUACUUCUACUACUACUUCUACUUCUACUACUACUACUACUACUACUACUACUACUACUACUACUACUACUACUACUACUACUACUACUACUACUACUUCUACGACUACUACAACAUACUCAGUACAUACCUCAUUUACAAUUAGUUUGUGCAAUACCCGAUAACAGUACAAGAUUCUAACAUCAAUCGUUCUUCAUCCAACCUAUUGUUACUACAAUCCGAGAAGUUUCAUCGCCAUACCAUAAAACUUUCACCUAUUCUACUCGUUUGGAUAAUUCGGAAUACAUAGUCUCCUUACCUACGUACCUAUUUUAAGUUCGAUCUUUAGAAGUACGGAGUAAUAGUCUAAGGAUAGACGGUUACGACAUUCGCGAUCAUACCUUGCAAUCCGAUUUCCUAUACAGAUCAGGCAAAGAAUAAAAAUAGACACGAAAGGAAGAGGACGAACAUCUACUCCGCGCUUUAUAUUAACCUUUGGAUUUCGCAUACAACUCCCAAUUCUUCCCUCCCUCUCUCUUUUCAACUCCUUCAUUCCAUUGGAAGAGGAAACCGUUGAACUUAUACAUUCGUACAACCUCAACCUCAUCCUCAUUCGUGCACCCAUCCAUACAUCCAUCCAUUCAUUCAUUCAUCCACCAAUCAAUCAAACCUUUUCGAACAUCAAACUUCAUUUCACCCUUCAUUUUCUUUCGAUGCAGACCCCCAACUUACAAAUCGAUACUAUCUUCGACUCCUGAACGAUUCACCCUCAUUUCCCUACCUGUACUCUGAAAAUUGGCAAGGAAUUUGGAAAGGAACCACAAUUACUAAAUUUGAAGAUCGUCAACGAGUCGAAAUCGAAUCCACAGCUAAUACAAAUUCCUCGAAUCAAAUUCAGUGGCAGAGGUAUCAAGGGAGGCCAACGGGGAUAUAAGAUUACGAUUGUGCAUCAAGCAUCUUCGCAUCUCACGUCCCAUCUCCCCAUCCACAUCCCUUCCCCUCCUAUCCGUUUCCCUACCAUCUUUUAAGUUCCAAAAGGAUUAAUCGCUUUGAUUGCGAACCAUCCUUCCUGAGACUUGAAAGUAUAAGGACCAAAGAAAAAACGUCACCACACGUACCUUUUAAGGGGGAAGAGGAAUUAUCACAUUCGAUUAUCAACACUGGUAUCCAAUCAAGCCUACAAUUCUCAAACAUAAAUUUUAGUGCUGGUUAACUGGUUGGGCCUCGGUCGCUAAGCAAAUUCACCGUUUCCUGACACGGACCAAAUCGAUCAGUCUGUUCCCCUUCUCUUAAUUAUUAUUAUUAUUAUUUUUCCAUUAGUUCCCUUUUCAUUCAAUUUACCCAUUCGUGCACGUGGUGGUUGCUUUAGUUAGAAGAGGGAGAGCCGGAAGAAACCACAAGACUCAAAUCAUCAAAAUCAUCCAAUCUCCAGAACCAGAGUCAUUACUUCAAGAAACCUCCUAAUCUCCUACAAACAAACAGAUCAGUCAUCUCCUUGUUCUCCCAAACUAAAAAACCUGUCAUACAUUGCGAACAUCCUUCCAAGAAGCAACGAGGAACGAGGAUUUUUACUUUCUACACCAAUACGAACGAGCUCAAAUUCCAAGGAAAACGGAUCAAAUCUCCUGAAUCCUUUAAUCAACCCAUCAUCGACUUAUUACGGUAAUUAAUUCUGGAAUUUGUGUCGUCAUCACAACUACCGUCACCAUGUCGUUAAGCUCUAUCCAACCAGAUUAUGAUGGUAAGUCCAAAUCAUUCUUGUAAUAUAUGCGCCGCGAGGCCUGCGACGACAAAAACUGCCAUCCCCACUUAUCAGCGGCUGGCUUGUAUCAAGUUGGACAUUCAGCGUUUCACUUUUGCUAUAUCCCUCCAUCAUCCUCAAGCAUGAAUCCUUGGGCUGACUUUUGAAUCUUGUUUUCCAAACAGGGAAUCGAUCGCCUGGCCUCUCAACCAACCUAUCAUCCAACAACCCCUUUAGGAAUCGAGCCGCGUCUCCAGCUAUGCCCUCUUCUACCCAACGUGCCCACCGAGAACCUCCUCCACGACCUUUAUCACGGAAUCCAUUUCUCGAUUCUCCAGUUACAAUCCAAACAUCAUCACCAGACAAAAUGGCAUUCUCUCGACCAAACCCAACUUCAUCAGGCCCAGCUCUGACGGGACACGCUGCGGAUUUAUUUGUACGUUUAUCCAAGAAUGCCAAUACCCUUCUCCUAAUGGCGUUGGAUGGGCGUGAAGUCUCCUGAACACAAGCAAGCAUGUUCACGAGGGUUCAGCCUACAACAAGCCUCCACAAAAACACAUCGCUAACAUCAAAUGUAGGACGAACUGACACUUGGAGAUAAACCUGUCCCGGACAGAAGCCAAAAACCCGGAUUGAUGCGCUCAAACACGUCCGCAAAUCAACCGCAGAUUGAAAACAUUCCACCUGGACGACCAUCAGGUCAUAGACCAAUGCGAUCCCAGGAAGAGACCAUGCGCGCGAGAAGACCAGCCGGGGAACCAUCCUCAAGCAAACCUCGCAAAGAAGAAGAGCUAGAUAUCUUUGCCGAUCCUAGCGACAGCCCAAAACGAAGAGCAAGACGUAACUCCGACACAUCUGUCAUGGACCGAAAGCCCAGAUUACUUGACCCAGAAGAUGAACGCAAACGCUUAGAGAAAGAAAAAAGACAUCGUGAUCGUAAGCGUGCGCAAGACAAGACCAAGAAGAAGGCACCUCUAGAUGUUAUUGAUCAAUUAGAUGCCACGAGCAUUUUUGGAAUUGGAGGUAGGUUAUUAUGAUCGAUCAUGGCAACCCUUACUAACAAACCAUGUUUAGCAUUCCAUCAUGAUGGACCAUUCGAUGCUUGCUUGCCAGGCCGUAAUCGAACAGGAAGUCGACGUGCACCAAUGCAAGCUUUUGCUAAGGAUUCAGCCAACAAUUCUCUUGGUGGUGGAGGACCUUUGAAUCAGAAACCUGACCAUGCAACAUUUAUGGGCAACAACGAUUCUGAAGCACAUCUCGAUUACUCCGGUGGAGGAGAUAAAGUCGACAAUUUCCAAACUUAUGGGCACCGCCCUGGCAUGCCCAGCCGCACAGAAUCUGCCAUCGAAAGUGCAACCAGCCGUGUUGAACCAGUCCAUGGUGAGGAGUCAAUGGGUCUUGGAACCUCUACUUUCCUUGAGGGUGCCCCAGCUUCUCGUGCAGCUGUUCAAAAGAACCAGAAUGAACAAUUCGGUAUGGACGGUGGCCUAGGUCGAAAGAAGUCAUUGGCACAGAAGAUUCGCGGCAUCAACGGCCGACGCGACUACGGACCUUCUGGAAGAAUGACUAGCCCAGAAGGCAUGUACACUUCAAUUUCUCCAGAUGGAUACACCCCUGGUGGAAGUAGAGCAAAUGAAGCAAACCCAUUCUUCAAUGAAUUUGGCAAGGGGGACGAUACUAUAAAAGAGGAAUUCGUCACAUUCGCUGAACUGCCACCGAGACCUGGCCGCUCUCGCGCUCCUUCUAACCCACCAGGAAUCGAAAGACGUGUUACUAGCGAUAGUAUGGGGGAAUCAUCCAGAGCGCCCGCAUCAAACGGUGGAUUCUUGUCCAGAGUCAAAAGUUUAAAGGGAGGGCCACGAAAGCCAAGGGUUGAAAAUAGACCAUUGCCAACACAAACAUCUCAGCUCCUCUAACUCCCUGGUCAAGCAAGGUCCUCACUUUCUCUCGACUACACUUGGAGAAUAAGGAUGAAAACUUUCGCGCCUGACUUAAUACUUAUCAAAUACCCAUACUCACCAGUUUUUAUUCUCUUUCUCACGCGUCGCUAUUCCUAACUGAGUGGUCUAUUACUCUUGCCUAAUAUACACGAGUUUGGAUAUGUGACUGUUCACAAGCUUUCGGGAAUUGACGUUUUCAUUGAUAUUUUCUACACUAAAACUUCUACUUUGACUCUACAAAACGAAGAAUCUUUCUUUUUGAAUUAUUUUCGAGUGGUCAAAUGGCCCACAAAUUGUUAUCUGAUUUUACAGGCGUAUGGGAGUACACAUGAAUCAGCCUGUAACUCGAGGGAUGUUGAAAGAGGGCGAGGAAGAUAAGAAGCUCUUUUUAAUUUCAGUGAGCUUUGCGGGCUGGAACGGCUCUUGGGCAGUGGGGGUUAGUAGCUGGGCUGGGAGGUUCUGGUCUCAAGAGGGUUGGGUAAAGAAUAAACAGCACCAAAGAAAGAUUUGAAUCGCGUAAAGUCGAGAAUAGGAGAAAUGUAGACUCGAUGGAUGGGAGUAUGGGGGGGAACAAGGGAUGCAGGGAGUCAAAUGGUUAUGGAGGAAACCUAGGUAGUAGAAGACAAUACGCAUACAUUCAAUGAGAUGAAUUGGUAAUUGGUAAUUUAAAAAGAAAGAUCUCGAGUUCAAUUCAUAGUUGUGCGA